Punctularia strigosozonata HHB-11173 SS5 is the source of this 781-nucleotide messenger RNA. RefSeq lists its product as uncharacterized. The transcript has 3 exons. Lineage: Eukaryota; Fungi; Basidiomycota; Agaricomycetes; Corticiales; Punctulariaceae. The record is from RefSeq and is a predicted model, not a curated record. The coding region runs from base 311 to 514 and encodes 67 amino acids.
CCGUCGUGCACCGGGCCCGCGCGUGCGAGUGGGAGCGCUGCGCUGCGAAGAUCGCGACGAGGAAGGCGAGGGGGCGCGCGAAAGCCGCCCUUUGGCUCUUACUUAAGUUGUUGCAUCAGUCAUUAUGCAACCCUUUUCAUGGCGGUGUGCCUCCGCGUUUGUCUAGCGGUUUCCUCGAAGUCCGCUGUUCCCGGCGGUGCUGUAUGCUCCAAGCUCCAAUCCUUUUGAUCUGGAUUAUGGUCGCAGCCUCGCCACCUCGUCUGGAUGGAUACACGCAGCUGACCCAAUAGUCUUGGGCAGUACAUUCGUUAUGAUGCGCCGCGUACCCGUAAAUGACCCCGCCGCCACACGAACUGCGGGUUUCCGCUUGGGGCAGCUCGAACCGGGUUCUGACCCGCUCUCUCUGCGUCAGCAAUCGGGGCAGGGUGGACCGGACCGCGUCUUCUCGUGUAUGCGGGCGCUGGCAGAACCCCGCCCCCUCUUCCGUAUCCGCAGCAAAGAACCUCCCUUCUGAGCGCCGCCUCGGAAAUAGCGCUGCUCACGCGCCCCUCGACGACCGAGUGCCCCUUUCACCCGACGUUCUUCACGAAGCAAACGCGUCGUCUCGCUUACCUAUGCAGCAUGUACGCUAUCUCUGUCUCAGUUUAUUCUUAUCGACCCUCUCUUCUCCGAAACCGCAGACGUGAAGAAUUAUGGGUGUGCUCCUUUCAUGUCUGCGGCGCAGUUGCUCCCCGACGACACAUAUCGCAGGCUGUAGAGCGGCCCAGAGAAUGACGUAACC